Tachysurus vachellii is the source of this 5581-nucleotide messenger RNA. Its product is annotated as calmodulin-regulated spectrin-associated protein 3. The record is from RefSeq and is a predicted model, not a curated record. The transcript has 20 exons. Gene Ontology annotation, molecular function: calmodulin binding; spectrin binding; microtubule minus-end binding. Gene Ontology annotation, cellular component: microtubule minus-end. NCBI's taxonomy places the organism in Eukaryota, Metazoa, Chordata, Actinopteri, Siluriformes, Bagridae. Bases 153 to 4181 code for a protein of 1342 amino acids. Gene Ontology annotation, biological process: negative regulation of microtubule depolymerization; neuron projection development; cytoplasmic microtubule organization.
ACAUCCUCCUCUCCGCUCAGAAGACUGAAGGAUGGAGAGAGAACAGAGGAAACAAUAAAGAUGAACUGAUCCAUUGGAUGUAAAACAGAAGACUGAAAUAAGAUUAUAAACAUUUCCCAGUGAUUUUCGGACCAUUUGUGUGUUUGUCUGUGAUGGUGGACUCGGUACCGGAGAUCAGGCCUCUGGAGCGCUAUGAGCCGAACCGAGCCAAAACCUGCGCCAGUCUCCGGUGGCUCCUGUGCAAAGCUUUCGGUUCCUCAGAUGAUGUUCCAGCAGAUCUGAGUGAAUCUAUACCUGGUGAUCAGGAUGGUGAUGCAGUGGGCGUGGCGCUGGAGUGCCUCCUGCUGUCCUGUGAGCUGUACUCUCGCACAUAUCUGUCUGUACAGCAGCGAAACACACACUCGCAAACACACUCACACACACACUCGCACAAAGACCUGCUGCAGCUACUCCAGCAACACAGUGCGCCACCAAUAUACACUCAAACACACACACCGGUCACGGACACUGAACUGUCGAGCAAACCUAUCAACAUGGCAGCUCAUUUGGCCCUGAUAGAUUCCCUGAUGUCUCUGGCUGCCAUGGAGACGGUCAGCGUGGUCAAGAUGGCGAAGGAGGCGGAGCAGUUUGGGGACGGAACCAGCUGUGAAAACUCACUCCUGUUCUGGAUCAACAAGUUGAAUCAAAAGUUGAGAGAGAGCACAGAGACUGAACAAGAUCAGAAGACACAACGCUGCACAGAUCUCCAACCUCUUCAACCGUCUUGUCCAUCACGCUGGUACUGGAAGCUGGUUCCACAUGCCAUCGCUUUUUGUUUGAAGGAGUCGGGGAAAAAACCUCCAGUGAUCCGCUACAGAAAGGACAGGGUGCGAUCUAAACAGACUCCCACCUUUUCAGUCGUGUCUGGAGUGAAAGAUCUGUCCAACGGCUGUGCCAUCGCUGCUACCAUACACUUCUACUGCCCCCACAUUUUGCCCCUAGAAGAGGUUUGUUUGAAGGACACCAUGUCAGUAGCAGACAGUUUAUAUAAUCUGCAGUUGAUUAGAGAGUUUUGCAAUGACCACCUGCAAGGCUGCUGCCCCCUAGUUUUUGAGGACCUACUGUAUGCCCCGCCCAUAUUACAGGUGAAUAUCAUGUGCUUCUUGGCUGAGCUCCUUGCUGUGUUUGAAGUGCAAAAACCUGAUAUCGUCAAGCCAGUGCACACCUUGGACCUGACAGAUGCCUCUGAUUUAAAGGACUGCACCAGCCCUAUCAAUGGCAAUAGUGGAUCACAGUUCCUGCUUAAGCAACCCCUCUUAUCAUUGACAUCCCCUGUAUCUUCCAAUGGUGGAACAGAUGGCCGAGGCUGGGGUAAAAAACAGAUCAGUCGUCCUCUCUCUGCUGUGGCUUUUAGCAUUCCUUUUCCUCUGGACAGUGAUGUGGAUGUCGUAAUGGGCAAUCCUCUGUUCCGGUCGGUUAGCACUGACAGCCUCACCAUGGCAACAAACCCUGCUUUGUACACACCUCCUGAAGAUCUGAGUAAGCUGAUCGGUCAGGCUCCGCUGGGGGAGUUGCCUGCCAUUGAGGAGGCACUGCAAGUCAUUCACACAGUGCGGAAUGAACCACGUCAGCGUCCAGAGGGGGCUCCAGCUGGUUUCUUCCUCCACUCCCAUGAUAAGGAUGAGACCAGACUGAGCAGCUCUGCCCCGUGCCGUUCUGGGAUGAUGUACAGACCAAUCGGUGGGGAAGGAAUUAGUGACAGAAGGCCAACAGGUUGUUCCAAAGAUUCUGAUAUGCCAGAAGACCUCGGAACACCCACCAAUGGACCAAGAGGAGGACAAAUGACAAGUUUCGCUGAGCGUAGGAAAAGGCUUCCAGAGUCUCCGGGGGCUUCUAGGGUCCUGGGCUCAGAGGAACCUUCAAGCCCAGGGAUGAUGAGCCCUGUCGGCACAGUGGAGGCUCAGGAGCUAGGGGCACAAUUGGAGGAAAAACGCAAAGCCAUUGAAUCACAGAAGAGACGGAUAGAGGCAAUCUUUUCAAAGCACAGACAGAGACUCGGCAAGAGCGCCUUCCUUCAACUGCAACGGCAACAAGGGGAAGGAGGAAAUGGAGUCAAAGAAGAGGCAGAUUCACUUAGUCUAGAUGAAAGACUUACUAAAAUGGAGGAAGCACUGCAAAAAGAAGAAGAUAAGGAGAAAGAGGAAGACAAGAGAAAGAAAGACAAGAAAAAAGAUGAGGAAAUUGAAGAGAGGGAUGGAGAACAAAAUGUCAAACUGCCACCCAAACUGGAGAAGCAGGUGACAUUCUCAGUGGAGCUGGAGAAGGUGCCGGAGAAAGAGCCACCACUGGUCGAAUACAAUGAGGCAGUGUCCAAGCUAACCUCUGCCUUGCAAGCACUACAGAAGGAUAUGCAGCGUCUCACAGAACAGCAACAGAAGCUUAUGGGAAAGAAAACAUCAGCAUCUUCAUCAUCCAAAACCAUGCCACUUAAAACGAUCCCAUCUCCAAGCAAAGCAUGGGUCAUACCAGCAAGUCCAAAAAUCUCAGCCACACCCCCUCGUCUCUCACGUGAAUCCACCCGUGACCUUUCACCCUCAGGGUCACCAUCACGUCAAAGUGACCUUAAAUCCCCUAAGACAUCCAAAAACUCCACUCGUAAGCUUUAUAACAACUCCCCUCCUCCUAAGAGCCCCAAACGACAGCACCCCAGCCGUCCCAGUGACCUUGGUUUCCAGCCCCUCACCCGUGUCCUCUCACCUCUCCAGCAUGUUGACACACUACCCCACCUUCGACGUGUUUCUCCCAGUCAAUGCCAGGUGCAGACCAACUCCACCCUUCGAAUUGGAGGUCCACGAACACCCCAGGAGCCUGAAAGUCAACCCCAACCGCAAUCAACCCAAGAAAGUGCAGAGUCUGAGUCUGGUUCCAGCGACGAGCACACUCCAAUUUUCAGCCUGGAACUGGAGCCCACUGACCCUGCACCACCCCCUGCUGUGGGAUGUGCUGCGAGUGUUUGUGGUGGCAGUAGCUCUGGAGCACCCUCUGAGUGCUCAUUUCUCAGUGAUGUGCUUGUCAGCGCCUCACAGAGGCAGGAGGAGGGAGAGACAGAUCAGGAGCAGCUUGACAUCUUCUCCUCUGACUCCAUGAGUGACCACACAGAGACAGAGAGCAGAGCAGGGGUCAGCUUCUACUUUAAGGAGGGAGGUCUGUCAGAGGAGGAGAUGGCACUGAAGAGAGCUUUGCUACUAGAGCGACAGCAAAGACGGACAGAUGAAAUAAAGAAACGGAGAGAGAGACAGGAGCAGGAGAACCCGAGCCAUCUGUCUUCUACAGACAGUCUGCUCCAGUAUGUGACUCCGUCCCUUUCCCAGUCUCUGCCCACCACAUAUCCUCCUCCCCUGCCACCCCAGACUGCAAACACCCCUAGGACACCUCAGGCCACACCCCCCGGGACACCACAAAGGCGUGGCGGGUUCACAAAGGCCGAAUACGAGCGAAGGCACCAGCUGAAGAUAAUGGCUGAUCUUGAGAGGGCGCUGAAGCAGAAACCGGCACAACGCAGCAACAAGAAACACACACACUCACCACGCAAGGAGAAAAAAGUCGAACAGCAGAACCUUGUCCAGCCCAAUGGACCCGUGCCUCCAGACAAACCCACCAGCACCUCCGACUCCACCUCUAAAUUGAUGUCACCUGGCCUUCUAUCCAAUCAGAAUGGAGAGAAGGACUGGGAAAAUGGCUCCAAUGCUUCUUCUCCAGCGUCAGUGACAGAAUAUACUGGACCCAAAUUGUUCAAAGAGCCAAGUUUCAAAUCCAACAAGUUCAUCAUCCACAAUGCUCUGUCACGCUGCUGCCUUGCAGGAAAGGUCAACGAGAGUCAGAAGAACAAGAUUGUUGAGGAAAUGGAGAAAAGCUCAGCCAACCACUUCCUCAUCCUCCUUCGUGACUCUAACUGUCAGUUCCGUGCUAUCUAUACGUUGGAUGGCCAGUCAGGUGAGAUGCAGAGGCUGUGUGGUGUCGGCCCUCGAACGAUUCCCUGCUCUUCAGUGGAGGCCAUUUACAAGUACAACUCGGACAGGAAGCAGUUCAGCACGCUGCCAUCUCGCACCAUCAGCAUGAGUGUGGACGCCUUCACUAUUUCUGCUCAGUUAUGGCAAAGCAAGAAACAAAGCACACCUAAAAAAACAGCCACUCCUAAAUAGGAAGAUGAUGCCUUUAAAACAGGUGACUGCUUGGUCUUGAGAUUCCCGUUCCUGGACUGUAUAUGGUUUAUGGAAUACCAAUCUGUGGGACAAUUUAUCCCAGAAUUUUAGCAUCUUAACCAUGAACAAUCAUCAACAGUUGCAAAAAAAAAACAGAAUUCUGGUUGCUGAAGGUUUUAUCUUCUAACAAACAUGUUUGGGUGAAGAGUUGCCUGAACAUCCAAACCAUAAAGUGAGGAAAAAAAUAAGAAAAUUACUGUAUGUUGAAACCCAUUUUCUCGCCUUCUGAAUAGACAAAUUGUUAUGGUAUUUCUUACAAAAUAAAAAAAUAAAAAAAAUCUUCCCUAACUGCAUGUAAAUGGUAGGAACAAAGCACGAGACAUACCACAUGAGCACUUAGAAAGAACCAGACUAGUUCAGACUUUUUGGAGACACUGAUUUCUGUCUGAUAAAAACAAAAAUCUUUGCUGCUGAUUCUCUCCUAACUCGUAACAUUUGGUCUUAAAUCCAGUUGUUGAAUAGACGAGAGACUUAUGGAUUUCUGUGCCAAUUAAAAAGUUAUAUAAUAAUUGAUAAUUAUGACGUUAAGACAAAGAUUGCAUGGUGAUUGGCUUGUAGAGGCUUGUAACUGAUGCACAAAAUCAGAUUCCGCACAUGUUCAUGAUUAUCUACAUUACAGAACCUGAUCUGAGCUCUGAGUUUAAAAUGUUUUAUGUUUUUUGCAAAUAUUUGUAUUUGUACAUUUUUACAACUCCUGGUUAGACCCGAAGAGUUAAACUCUAAAGUCUAGAGAGUAAUUCAAUGUGUUUUUUCGUUUAUGCUCUGAUGAACUUGUGGGAACUUUUUUUACCAUCAAAACACAAAGUUUCGUUUGUAGUAUUUUUAAGGAGCACUGCUUGAGGAUCUCCCCAGGGACAGAAGAGAACCUUAAGAACUUCAAGAUAUGAAACAUAAAACAUGGGGUAAGGGUUGUUCCAAGAUUUGGAAACUUGGUCUAGAAUUAGAAAGGAAGAGCCAGCUAUGGACAUGACCUCAUGACACUUCUCACAAUCAACACCACUUCUGAAGAUCAUACAAUUUGAAAUUUGCCUGAACUUCAUAUUCAUCAGGUUUCAUGGUAUACAUGUGACAAAGAUGUGUUUUAGUAUGUUAUAGAUGUUUGGGAGUUGGAAGUUGGGAUAACUUAAAAAAAGAGUCUGAUUUCUGGAAGAAAUCUAACCGACUGGAAUAUUUUUCAUGCCAUUGCUAUAAAUUUCAUCUUUGUAAAUAUGUGUUCGGUAGCUACUUUACAUGCUAAAAUAUAUUUUAGCAAUUGUGUCUGGUGUUGUGAGAUUGGAAAUUGUAUGAUGUUCCAGUUUCAUGACUGUAAACAUCAAAUAAAUCAAAUCAUUUCACUUUGU